Molecule: messenger RNA, 3941 nt
Organism: Telopea speciosissima
Lineage: Eukaryota; Viridiplantae; Streptophyta; Magnoliopsida; Proteales; Proteaceae
Product: dentin sialophosphoprotein-like
Exons: 11
Coding region: 1-3426 (1141 amino acids)
Source: RefSeq, a predicted model, not a curated record
AUGACAGCUUUACAAAAUCAUUUGCAUCAGGUUAUUGAUGUAGGUGGUAAGGACUUCAGAUUUACAUGGUCCCGUGAACCAGGCGACCUUUGUGAUAUUUAUGAAGAACGCCAAAGUGGUGAAGAUGGAAAUGGGUUACUCGUUGAAUCUGGCUGUGCAUGGCGCAAGCUUAAUGUGCAACGAAUUUUGGAUGAAUCUACAAUGAACCAUGUGAAAAUGCGGUCUGAGGAGGCUGAACGGAGGCUCAGAUCUCGCAAAGCCAUUGUCUUAGACCAUGGGAACCCAUCUGUAAAGAAUCAGAUGAAGACAUUAGCUGCAGCAGCAGUUGACAUGAACCCAAGGAGGAUGCUACCUUUCAAGCCAAAAAAGGAGCCUCCAUUUAAAAAGCGGAAAGUUGAAUCAACUCAAGUUGGUCCUCUUAAGUCUUCUUUUAAACAGGGAUUGCCUUCAACAACUGUUCCUAAGAGCAGACUGUCAGUUUCACCCCUACCAUCUCCACCUGAGCAAUCUGGUCCUUCAGCAUCUCCAUUUGGAACUGGAAAUCUGACACAUGGUCAUACAAGUGGAGAGGAUGCUAUUGCCCCCCAAGUGGUAGCGAAAGAGAAUAUUGCCAGCUCUGAGAAAGAAAUGCCCAUCAGGGCUGCUCAUGGAGUUGCACAGGACGCAUCAGCACAUAAAGUGGGUUUAGGAGCUACACCAAUGGAUUUGCAGAGUCAUUUGAUCAUGCUACUUGUGGAGAAUCCCAAGGGAAUGAGUUUAAAGGCCUUGGAGAAAGCAAUUGGAGACGCAAUACCCAACAGUACGAAAAAGAUUGAGCCGAUUAUAAAAAAAAUUGCAACUUUUCAAGCUCCAGGAAGGUAUAUCUUGAAACCAGAAGUGGAAUUGGAUAGCCUCAAGAAACCUAUAUCUGAAAGUGGAAGUUCACCUGAGUGCAUCCGUGGUCAAACCCCUGUCCCAGAGAAAGCUACAACUGAAGGAUUUGAGAAGCCAGGCCAGUUGAGCCCUAAACUAGUAGAAGAAUCAAUUGAGAUGGAGAAAACCGAUGUUCAACAAAGUUCUCCGGAUAUUGUUGGUGAUAAAAAACUUUCUGACAAUAGUGAAGGGCAGGUAGGUAGCUCUAGUGACAGUGGAAGCGACAGUGACAGUGAAAGUGAAAGCAGUGACAGUGGAAGUGACAGCGGAAGCCAGAGUAGAAGUGUAAGUAAAAGCAGAAGCCCCGCUGGAAGUGGAAGUGGGAGCAGCAGUGAUAGUGAAAGUGAUGGUUCUUCUAGCAGCAAGGAGGGAUCUGAUGUGGAUGUUGAUAUUAUGACAAGUGAAGAUGACAAAGAAGCUGAACAUAAGUUGCAACCACCAGAGUUGAAGAUCUCUGAUUCUCCCAGUCAUUGGAAAACUGAUACUGUACCUGAGCAAAAUGAGAUUGACGAAGAUAAACAGCAUGCACCAGAUGCAGCUGGGACUGCUAAGGACUUGGGAAUUGAUGGUCAUGAAAAUGAAAUGGCUGAUAUUACUGACUUGGAACCUAAGAAGGGGGAAUUAAGAUCUUCAGAAACUAUUCCCUUUUCUUCAGAUCGUGAUAAGACACAGAAGGGCCAACAGAUGUCCCAUCUUGGAAAAAUUGCUAAUGAAAUGCAAAAUAUAGUGAAGGAUGUGAUAGGGCAUGAACAGUCUGACAGUUUUGAGAGAGUAUCCAAAUCCAAGUCAAAAAGGGACUUUGAGGUGAAACCUGAAAGUGCAAAAAGGUCUAAAGUGGGAAUGCCAUCUCAACCAUCAGCUGGGAGGAGAAGGGAUGCUCUGUUCUCCGACAUUCCCCAUCAUUUAUCUCCUGAUAGGUUGAACCAGGAUUCUCACGAGGACCAUGCCAUACAGAUGAAUGACAGAGUUGGUAAGGAUGGGAAUGCAGAUACUGGUUCACAAAAAGGGCACGGCGUGGCAAUACCUGGGAGAUCUAUUUCUGAUGCCCACCAGCCAGGUCAAAGAUCUCUCGAAAUCAGUGCUCGGGGAAAGGCUCCAGACAGGACGGAUAGAUCCAACAAAUAUGUAGAGAACUUGGGGCGUGGUCUUAAACUAUCUGAAAAGAAUUCUUUUGUCCCCGAUGAAUCGAAUGGGUCUGCUUUCAGGAGCAUGCAUGCACAUGAAAAGGGUUCCAUGCCUAGAGACAAAGUGCAUAGAGAAAAACAUGAUGAAGAUAGUUGUGCUUAUGAGAAAUUAAUGAACAAAAAUGUCCGGGAAAGUGUUAAUGGUGACAGAUCUUCAUUGCUGUCCAACAUGCAGUACAGGAACCAUGUUGAACAAGUGGGGAAGUCCAAGGAUGCAGGCCAUAUGUUGCACCCAGACAUGGGGCCUCUCCCUACACAUAACAAUAGGAGUGAUGUAGAAAAAUCCCCAGUUGUCAAUGGAAGAGGGGCUUUACUGAGAAGGGAGCUUUCAGAUUUGGAGUUGGGUGAACUUCGUGAGCCCAUGCCUGGGGAGGAAUCACAGGUGGUCAAGAAGCAGUUUGAAAGAAAAACUUCUUUCAAACUGUCCGAAAAUAAACUAAGUGCUUCAGAUAGUUGGAAUUCAGAUUUCAGUAAAGGACGAACAGUGGCAAAGGCAAGUCAGGACUCGAGAAAGCAGCCAUCCCCACUUAACUCAAGAAUUGGGUUUUCUAGUAGCCAAGAAGCCCCAUUUAAGAAAAGGGCCUCAGAAGAUGAUGCUGAAGAUUCUAUGAGGCCUCAGCAGAAGGCUGCACUCUCUCAGCCUCAGCAGUUACCGGGAGUAGAUCGUGCGGACAAUGAAGUUGGACCCCAGUCAAAUAACUUUGUGGAUAUGGGUGGAAAAUCUAGGAAGAAUGAGGCUUACACGAGCAAGGACGUUGGUCCGGAAGGCUAUGGAAGCAAUCAUAAGAAGGCACCUACAAGUGCAGCACAACAGCAUGAGCCUAAACACACAGGACAAGCAGUGCCUACCAACAUGAUCAAAGAAAGUAAAUCCCAUAAGUCUAACUCAGUGGCAGAUGUAACUGAUAGAAGGAAUGGUUCCUUUUGGAUGGAAAGCAAUAGCAGCAAUCGUAAGAGGAGGGAAUCUUCUUCAGAUGAAGAUAGUUGUUCUUAUUCUAAGUAUGACAAAGACGAACCGGAGUUCAAAGGACCAAUAAAAGAUUUCUCACAAUAUAAGGAAUACGUCCAAGAGUACCGUGAGAAAUUUGGGAGUUACUGCUCUUUAAACAAGAUCCUAGAGACUUACAGGAAUGACUUCCAUAAACUGGGACAUGAACUUGAAGUUGCAAAAGGUCGGGAUAUGGAGGGAUAUUAUAACAUCAUAGAGCAGUUGAAGGAAACGUAUCGCCAAUGUGGAACGAGGCAUAAACGGCUAAAGAAGAUAUUUAUUGUGCUUCAUGAAGAACUAAGGCAAAUCAAGCAGAGAAUAAAAGAUUUUGCACUGGCAUAAUAUAAAAGAGUGAGGAGUCGGCUCUUUUCUCAUCUAAAGUUGUAUCUGGUGUUUUGAGUAUGGGAAUCUUGCUCUGGUGGGGCCAUCAUGUUCAAGUUUGUAUCUCCAGUGUAUAUAGUACUCAUGGGCCUAGGCAACGUAUGAAGAAGCUGCUGAACUCUAUUGUGGAGCAGCUGAUGGUAUGUCAUAAUGAUCAUGAAUGAAAGCCUGAGUCUUGAACUCUAGAUUGGAUGAUUGAUGUGUCCUUCAAGGGACUAAGCCGUUCGGGCACGAUGGAAGACAAGGGUAGAACGAAUAGAGCGCCAACAAUGAUUCCGAGCUAUUGUAUGGAGAUUACUCCAAUCCCCAGAAACACAGGAAAACAAAAGAAAUAUGAGGGUGGUUUAUUUAGAAGAGAUAUACCAGUAUGUCCAUGGACCCUAUUUUUAUGGUGGCAGUCACUGCAAGUCAUUACUGCAACCUGUUGAUUUGUUACUUCCAAGAAAUAAUGGAAGCAGGAGUUUUUAUUGAUGUUG